AUGGCGGCCGUGUUGGCUCCAACUCCUCACGCGCUGCACAAUCGAAGAGCAUUUUCACUUCCACUCUCAAAAUGCUGCCACCGGCAACGCCUAUCGGUGGCUCGAACAGCCUCGGCUCCCCUCCACCGGAGAACCGACCGGCGGUCGGAGUAUACCCCACCCGUGGCAACAAAUGAAUGGUCUUUCGAACAAAGAAUACAAGAGGCCCUCAAUGUCUUGGAGCUCAUGGAAGCCCAAGGCAUUGAGCCGGAGCCCAGCUUGUUUUGCAUCCUUCUCAAAAGCUGUGCUGAUGCAGAGAAUCUCGAAUUCGGAAAAACAAUUCACAGCAAAAUCGUUGGAACCGAACUGGAGAAUGAUGUUUUCGUGGUGAAUAAUCUCAUUAAUUUAUAUGCCAAAUGUAGGUGUUACAGAACUGCUCGGAAGUUAUUCGAGAAAAUGCCUGUUAAAAAUGCUGUCUCUUGGACUAGCAUCAUUUCCAUGUAUAGUCAAUCGGGUUUUCAUGAGGAAGCACUUAGACUCUACAAUAUGAUGACGUCAGAUGGUAAUGUCAAGCCUACCGUGUUUACUUAUACUAUAGCUUUGAAUUCUUGCGCAAAGUUGGGUUAUUUAGCAAUGGGUACUGAAAUUCACAAGGAUAUCAAGAUGGAUAGGUGUGAAAGUGAUGAUUUUAUUGUCACAGCACUGAUUGAUAUGUAUGCCAAGUGCGGCAGCAUUGAUGAAGCACGCCAAGUAUUUGAUAAGAUAGAUGAACCAACAGUUGCUGCUUGCACUGCAAUGAUAGAAGGUUAUAACACAAACAAUCAAGCUGACAACGCCAUGAGAUUUAUUCGAAGGAUCUUGCAAUCUGGGUUAGAUUUAAAGGUUGCAAAAGAGUUGGGUUUUACCUGUAUGAUACGGUCUUGCACCAUGGAAGCUACUCUUAGACAAGGGCAGGAAAUCCAUGCUCACAUGAUUAAAUUUGAGUACAAGCCAGGGCUGCUGACUGUAAAUGAGCUUAUUCUGUUGUACGAGAAAUGCAAUAAGAUGGUGCUUGCACGGCGCCUCUUUGAUGAAUUGCUAGUAAAGAAUGUUAAAUUAUGGGGGAGAAUGAUUUCAGGUUACGUCCGAAAUGGGUUGAAUCAGGAAGCAUUGGAGCUUUACCUUGACAUGGUGGCUGGAGACGUUGAACAAAAUUCAUUUGUUCUUUCUUGUGCCCUUGAUGCAUGUACAAGUAUCAUGGGUUUGGAGGAAGGAAAGCAGAUACAUGGUCGAGCAAUCAAAACUGGUUAUGACCUAUGUGAUGAUUCUCUUGAUGCUAAACUUGUAAAGCUGUACACUGAGUGUCGGAAGGUCGCAUAA
Molecule: messenger RNA, 1338 nt
Organism: Nelumbo nucifera (sacred lotus)
Lineage: Eukaryota; Viridiplantae; Streptophyta; Magnoliopsida; Proteales; Nelumbonaceae
Product: putative pentatricopeptide repeat-containing protein At3g13770, mitochondrial
Biological process (GO): RNA modification
Cellular component (GO): intracellular membrane-bounded organelle
Molecular function (GO): RNA binding; protein binding
Source: RefSeq, a predicted model, not a curated record